Rotaria sp. Silwood1 is the source of this 690-nucleotide messenger RNA. The record is from the annotation of a GenBank genome assembly. NCBI's taxonomy places the organism in Eukaryota, Metazoa, Rotifera, Eurotatoria, Philodinida, Philodinidae.
AUGUGGUCAAUUGCUUUGUUAAUUAACACAUCUAGUUGGCUCGAAUUCAAGCAUAAUUGGAAAUUGAUAUGUCUUGUUUUUCUGAAAUUACAUCUUGAUGAAGAAGAUUACGACAGAGGAACUCAAGAUGCUUUACUCGAAAAGAUCAACAACAUAAAAUCUGAUACAAAUACUGUCGAUGCAAUUAAAUCUAGUGAAGUUAUUCAUGAAGAAGAUACAACAAAUACAACUGGUACUUGUUUAUAUGAUUUCGAUGAUGGAGCAGAUGAUGAUAAUGAUGAAGUAGAUAAAAACUUUUCAACAGUGACAAAACAGAAGAUAGUUAUUGAUGAAGAACAAGAAGCCAAUGCCACUAAUUCACCUUUUAAAUCUGUUAUAAAGAAAAUAUUUCAAGAUGCACUUAAUAUUACUGGUAUUUUAGUAGAAGAAGCAGAAGGAGUUGCUCUUCAAAGUAUUUUAAAAUGGUUCAAAUAUUUGACAAAUUUUUUUAUGCCAACAUUACCCAUUUGGUCUAACUUAGAUUUAACUCGUCAUCAUCGUCGUAUUGUUCAAUCUUUUGAGCGAGUACUUAUUAUGCUACCACAACAACAAACAACAGCUAUUAGUGAGAGACGAAUGGGUAUCUUGAAACAUACUCAAUUAGGUAAAUCAAAUAUUAAAUCAACAUUGUAUAUGUGUUGCAACAUUUAA